This is a messenger RNA of Brassica oleracea var. oleracea, 1024 nucleotides long. RefSeq names its product E3 ubiquitin-protein ligase SINA-like 10. Gene Ontology annotation, molecular function: zinc ion binding. Bases 155 to 973 code for a protein of 272 amino acids. NCBI's taxonomy places the organism in Eukaryota, Viridiplantae, Streptophyta, Magnoliopsida, Brassicales, Brassicaceae. The record is from RefSeq and is a predicted model, not a curated record. The transcript has 2 exons.
UGUACUCAUAUUAUCAACUACAUGCUUAGAUUCAAUUUCCUUCUUUUUUUAAGGAAAAAAACUCUUGGGAAGUCGGAACCUAAAAGCGUUAGGGUUUAGCCAUCUCUCUUAUUUAUAUCUCCAAAUCACUAUUCACGGAUAUUUCAAAUGUAACAUGGCUGAGCAACAAAUUCCGCCGGCAGAGAAUCAGAGUAGUAGCACUACACCCGUUUCUCUGACUCUGUUGGAUCCAGAUGUUCUCGAAUGCCCUAUUUGCUGCGAGCCCCUGAAGAUUCCUAUAUUUCAGUGUGAAAAUGGCCAUCUAGCUUGUUCUCAGUGCUGCGAAAAAGUGAAGAAGAUUUGCCCGUCCUGUAAAUCACCGAAUGGGUACAGUCGUUGCAGAGCCAUGGAGAGAGUCAUUGAAGCAUGUCGAGUGUCAUGCCCAAAUGCCAAAUACGGGUGUAAAGAAAAUACCUCGUUUGGAAAUCGCGCUAGCCAUGAGAAGCAGUGUCUUUUCGCCCCUUGUUUCUGCCCCGUGCCCUUGAAUGAUUGCAACUAUGUUGGCUCAGACAAGAAUCUCCGCAACCACAUUCGUGCUAAACACAAGGACCACGUAAUUCCGAUUGUGUUUGAUAUUCCUUUAACACUUGUCAUGGGCUCGAGCGAGAAGAUUGCAUGUUUUCAGGAAAAGAAAGAUGGGGAAAUGUUUGUGGUUCAAGCUUUUCGCAAAUCGUAUGGUUUGGUUGUCAGCGUGAACUGCAUUGCACCAUCGGCACAUGGGCUCGGAAGAUUCUUCUGUUGUAUGGAUGUGAUAAUUGAUCCUAGUAUCAAACUAAAGCAGGCAUUCACGGUUAGGGAAAUCCAGAAGAAGAUUCAUGAAGAGCCCAAGGAUAGUUUUAUGCUGAUUCCCUCGCAUAUGUUAAUGCUUACUGACUGGAGCUUUGGUAUUGAUAUUUGUUUCAGCCGUGGCAUGGAUAGUUUUAUUCGUGCUUGAGUGCUAAUGUACUGUGCAGUGUUUUUCCUGUGUGUCUACUAAUGUGGUUGU